ACUCUGUGCUUCAGGAUGAUGAUGGUUGAAUUUAUUCUGCUCGGAACACAAGUUCAGAAAAGCUGUACUUGGUAUCAGGAUGUCGCUGUCCCUCGUGUUACUCCAAACAGACUGCAGCACUUCGAAUAUGAAUCUGUGUCUUUGCAUUGUGAUGGCUCCACUCAGCUGAGAGGGUUUAGGAACAAUGAAACAUUUAAUCCAGCAUGUGUAACAAAGAAGACAUCAUCAGGGUCCUCCUGUGUGUUUGCUCAAGUCUAUCAAGGAGACAGUGGAGAGUACUGGUGUGAGGCUAAAGGAGGAGAGCGAAGUAAUACUGUUAACAUCACAGUCACAGGUGGUUCUGUGAUCCUGGACAGUCCGGCUCUUGCUGUGCUUGAAGGCAGCAGUGUCACUCUUCUCUGCAGAAAAAAGACAACUUCCACCAACUUUGCAUUUUUCUACAAAGAUGAUGUCAUCUUGGAAAAAAGAGCUGUAGAAAAGAUAAAGAUUUACAAUUUUUCCAAGCUAAAUGAAGGCCUUUACAAGUGCAGCAUCCCUGAUGUUGGAGAGUCACCAGAAAGCUGGCUGGCUGUGAAAGCGUUACCUGCAUUGCCUCAAGAAGACACUCGCCCUCAUUGUUCUGACUACAAAUAUGUCAUCGCCCUGCUUUGGACUGCCAUCAUCAUUUUGAUCAUGAUACUGGUGACUCUGCUGGUUCGAUUUCUUCAUACGGGGAAAGGCAGAGGAUUUCUGCUUUUCUGUUCGUCACCUUUACAAAGGAGACCAACAGCAGCGUCCGUCUCAACGGAAGCCAAUCCAGCAGGAUUUCUUGUUUUCUGUUCAUCGCUUUUACAAAGGAUGCUAACAAGCACAUCACACUCUGCUGAAGCCAAUGCAGCAGAUGAUUCGGAUGAACUUGUGUACUCAGCUUUAACUAUUCGUGGGGUACAACAAAGUUGCCAGCCAGAAGAAUCAGACUUGUUGAGCUCCACAGUGAAUUCCAGAGAAGGUGAAGGCCCAGGCCUCCCAGUGAAGGAAGAUAUUUAUUCCUCUAUCCGGAUUGCCACAGAGAGCAGUGACACCUGACUCCAAAAGCGAAGCAUUCUCAAUUUAAAGCUGUGCUGAAAAUCUGAAAAAGAACAAGAACAAUGUUUGUAUUUAAAACUGUAACUGUAAUUUUGACAGUAUUUUUUAUUUUUUUUUGUUUACCUUUAUGGGACCUGCAGCCUUCCCCUGAUGCGGACGAGAAGAAAGUUUGAUUGUUCUACUUGUUGUUCUAUAUGGUCGGCGCUUGAGUGUCUCCAACUUUCUCACGAUGACUAACAGGGUGUGCUAUAAAGCUGAAACUGAAUGCUAUCCCACAUGUAUAGAAUAAAGUGACAUAAAAGUGAUAUCACUAA
Molecule: messenger RNA, 1379 nt
Organism: Oreochromis aureus
Lineage: Eukaryota; Metazoa; Chordata; Actinopteri; Cichliformes; Cichlidae
Exons: 10
Coding region: 16-1065 (349 amino acids)
Biological process (GO): cell surface receptor signaling pathway
Molecular function (GO): transmembrane signaling receptor activity
Source: RefSeq, a predicted model, not a curated record